CCAGCCAGCCUGUUCCCUCCUCUCCGCCGCUGGAAGCUCAGUUGACCAGCGUCGCAACUGGGCGAUGCGCCUCCGAGCAGAGUGGCGGAUUUUGACAUUCACAUCGCUGCCUGCAUCCUCACAUCUGAGUGACAUUUAGUUGGUGAUUUCCUCAGCGUGCGUUAGUGUCGUUUCAAGAAAAACAAAUUUACAGGACAAAGCUUUCGGUUCCAUCUGAAAACUGACCACUCGCAACAGGCAUUUUUUUUCACCCUCUUGAACGACCCCCCUGUGGGAGGAUUUGCUUUCAAAAUACUUUUAUUUUGAAACCAGCCGAAGACAUCUGAUAACUUAAUCAAAGAUGGUACGGGAAACACCAGGCACACUCGCUUGAUUUUGGUCAUUUGUGUCCUCAGUUUGUGUCAGUUGGAGGCUCGAAGCAUCUUAAGAGAGACUACAGAGAGCAGAGGAGGCUGUUUAACGACCACAGGCUGUUCAAAGGUGGGCAGGAGCAACCAGCAGCCAUGCUGUCACUGGACGAGCCGCUGGACUUGAAGCUUCCCUCAGGACGGACUGAUGGUCCAGUCCGAUUAGGAAAGAGGUCUUAUCCGUCCUCUAUCUGUGCCCCUCUCAGCGCCAUACGACCACGCCUGCUAUGCACAACCUUUCCAUCUCCACCCUCCUCCCCAGAAUCCCAGUCUUCCCCUCAAGAACGACCCGGGUCCUGUUUCAGUCCUCCACCCAUGGACCUCAGCCUGUCACCCUCCUCCCGCCAUGCCUCCUCCCUCUCCCCGUCUCCUUCCUCCCCCUCCUCCCCCUUCCCUUCCUCACCUCUGGAGUCGCCUCACAGCAGCAGCAGCCCACAGCCACAUCUCUUCACGCGGGAAGCAGCUCGUCAUCGAGGUCUGGAGGGCGGAGCUUCUCCACAGGGUUACCCGUUUUAUCUGCCAAUUGCAAGCCCACCGAGAGCGUACAGCUUUCCUUCCUCCAUGUUCAUCAGUCAGAACAGAGAGAAGCAAGUUUCACCAGAGCCCUCAUUGGACGGUCAGCUGGCCUGCCGUUGGAUGAAGUGCCACCUGCUGUUCGACUCGCUGCAGGACUUGGUGGAUCACAUCAACGAUUUCCACGUCAAGCCUGAAAAGGAUUCUGGGUACUGCUGCCAGUGGGAGGGCUGUGCUCGAAACGGCCGGGGCUUCAAUGCUAGGUAUAAAAUGCUGAUUCAUAUCCGCACACACACCAAUGAGAAACCGCACCAUUGUCCCACCUGUAACAAGAGCUUCUCACGUCUGGAGAACUUGAAGAUACAUACCCGCUCACACACAGGAGAGAAACCCUACAUCUGCCCUUAUGAAGGCUGCAGCAAACGUUACUCCAACUCCAGCGACCGUUUCAAACACACCCGCACCCACUACGUCGACAAGCCGUACUACUGCAAGAUGGCCGGCUGCCUGAAGCGCUACACAGAUCCCAGCUCGCUACGCAAGCACAUCAAGGCCCACGGGCACUUUGUCGCCCAGGAGCAAGGCGCUGCGAGCAGGCUGGGGGCGGGGCUGGGCCUUCCUGGGCACCAGAGUGCCAUUGAACCACCCACUCUAAGUGGGGCCCACAUUAUCAUCCCUGGGGCUGCUGCAGCUCUUCUUGGGGGUCUGGGGACCUCUUUGCCUCUCUCUGCAUUCUGCCACGCAAGAGCUCUAGGCCAUCAUGGGGCGCCACUCUUCUCGAUGGGAGGAGGAGGCGGCAUAGGGCCACUCGGCCUCUCGGACUCUCCUCUGCUGCACUUUGGACUUUCAGCUGCAUCGAUGUUAGGGCUGGGAGCCCUGGGAGGUCUGGGGCGGAUGACGGCGAAGGAGAUGGAAUGCGAAGAAGAAGAGGAGGAGGGAGAGGAGGGGGAGGUGCUGAACCUGUCUGCCGGGGUGGGGCAUAGACAAAGUGACCCUUUGUCCUGGGUGGUUGUUCCCCCGAGGGCACUCCUCCUAAAACCAGCUGUCGUCAGCUAGGAUGUGCACUCAGCAAUGCAUCAAACCAGGGAGCGUGUGGUUGUUUUUCUGUGUCCAUGCAUGUAUGUCUGAGUGUGUGUGUGUGUGUUCACAGGCAUACAUGCGUGAUUAUGAUGAGUGUGUGUGUGUGUGUGUGUGUGUGUGUGUGUGUGUGUGUAUGUGAGGGAUCAAAGGUCACUGUCACCUGCGGAGCCAUAAAAAAGCACUUCAGCCAUUCCAGCCCAGAAACAACUGAAAAGACUGAAAAGGACAAAAGUCAUGUUGAGUGUACAAAGCCUAAACAAGACCUGAGUGUUGGGUUGCAAAAGUCUUUAAAGGGUCAGUUCACCUCAAUGAAAAAAAACGAACAAAAAAACAAAUCGUAUCCCUUUCGAUGUGUGGCCUUGCAGAUCCAUUUUCAUCUGCUGACAUUUUGAGAUUUUAGAUUUCUGGUGAAAACAGCAUUAACGGUUCUGUACACAACAUUCAGAGCAAAUCAAUGGUUCACAGUCUGAGCAGGGAUUGCCUCCAAUCCCUUGUUCUCAUGCCCAACUUCUCACACACGGACACUUACAGGCACAGGCACCCUCUGGCUUCACUUUUUUAACACACUGGGUACUUAAUAACACUAACAUGCAUGCUCAGCUUGACAGGCUACAACAAAGAACAGAUAAGUCUGUAUUACAACACAUACGCGCACACACACACACACACACACGCACACACACACACAUCUACAUAGAUAGUUUACUUUCAUAUAAAUGUUCGAUAGUUUACUGUCAUAUAAAUGUUCUAAAUGUUGCGUUAAGCACCUUUCAAAAAGGAAUUUUGAAGAAUUGAACAGUAACUUCUCUAUGUCUCGUUGAUGGAUUCCCAUAACAUUUUGUACAGACAUGUAUGGUCCCCAGAUGAUGAACCCGACCGACCUUUAUUAUACUUUGACUUUCCUGUGAUGCCUUAUGCUAGGUACCAUAAACCAAUAUUUUGGCUCAACAGAGUAGCAGCAUAAAAGACACAUAAACUUCAGCUAUUCUUUGUGUUAUCGCCUGUCCUAUUGCCAUUUAAUGAGCCUUACUAUUCAAAUUCUGUAAAUACCAGAUGUUUUUGAGGUAAAUAUCUCCACAUCUGACAUGACCAUAUGCCACAUAUGUGGUGCAAUUUAAGUGAACUGACCCUUUAAUAUUCCUUCAUUCGCCCGUCACUUCC
This is a messenger RNA of Centropristis striata (black sea bass), 3161 nucleotides long. RefSeq names its product zinc finger protein GLIS2-like. The record is from RefSeq and is a predicted model, not a curated record. The transcript has 7 exons. Lineage: Eukaryota; Metazoa; Chordata; Actinopteri; Perciformes; Serranidae. Bases 504 to 1976 code for a protein of 490 amino acids. Gene Ontology annotation, molecular function: RNA polymerase II cis-regulatory region sequence-specific DNA binding; DNA-binding transcription factor activity, RNA polymerase II-specific. Gene Ontology annotation, biological process: regulation of transcription by RNA polymerase II; smoothened signaling pathway. Gene Ontology annotation, cellular component: nucleus.